AUGGCAUCAACUGGCAACUUCAAAAAAUGGUGGUCAUCAGUUAUUGAAGCAAGAUACGGACAACAGGGGAUGGAACACAUUGCACUCACAGUAACUAUAGUUUGGCACAUUUGGAAAGCAAGGAAGGAAAGAAUGUUUGAGGCCAAAGUAAAGGAACCUAUGAGAAUCAUUACUAAGGCCAGUAAUGAAUGGCUAGAGUUUCAAAGUAUGGAUAAGCCAAGAAGAGUACUAAGAGUUUCAGUUUCAAGGCAAAAAGAGACAAGCACUGUUGGCUAUGGUAUAGCUGCCAAAGAUGGAGGAGGAUGCUACAUAGCAGGAUGGGGACUAAGAGAAAAGAUGACAGGAUGCAACAUUCAACAGGAAGUUGAAGCUAUACGUUAUGCUUUAAUUAAAACCUUGGAACAGGAAUGGACAACAAUUACUGUUGAAACAACCAGUAAGGAGCUGCUGAAUCAACUGCAAAGGAAUGCGAAUAGGAACAACUUGGUGGCUACAUUGCUGGAAGAUAUACAAGCACCGAGUAUUUUGUUUCGAAUGUGCUCCUUUUGUUUGGUAGGAAUAGAAAAUACGGAUCUAAGCUACAUAAUUAGUGCUCAAGCUUUGAGCAGAAAUCAAGAUGUGGAAUAG
Molecule: messenger RNA, 627 nt
Organism: Coffea arabica (coffee)
Lineage: Eukaryota; Viridiplantae; Streptophyta; Magnoliopsida; Gentianales; Rubiaceae
Molecular function (GO): nucleic acid binding; RNA-DNA hybrid ribonuclease activity
Source: RefSeq, a predicted model, not a curated record